Spea bombifrons (plains spadefoot toad) is the source of this 5231-nucleotide messenger RNA. It is a transcript of the gene PDE8A, whose product is annotated as phosphodiesterase 8A. NCBI's taxonomy places the organism in Eukaryota, Metazoa, Chordata, Amphibia, Anura, Pelobatidae. The record is from RefSeq and is a predicted model, not a curated record. The transcript has 22 exons. Gene Ontology annotation, molecular function: 3',5'-cyclic-AMP phosphodiesterase activity. Gene Ontology annotation, biological process: positive regulation of ERK1 and ERK2 cascade; signal transduction; cellular response to epidermal growth factor stimulus. The coding region runs from base 1334 to 3895 and encodes 853 amino acids.
GGGCUCCCCGGCUCUCUGAUUGGUUUUGACUCUGCUCAUUUACAUUUACGUCAGUAAAGGCUGGAGGUCAUCUCUUGCUGGUGCUUUUAUUGGAUCUGCCUCUGUCAAAGCGGCGGUGAAGAAUUGGAAGGAAGAGAAAAAGGCUGGUGAGAGACAGAGGGCAGGAAAAAAAAGGGAAAGGUGUACGGACAGAGGUGGGAGGAAGGCAAAGCGAAGCGGCAGAAGAACGGGAUCCGAGUGCCUGCAGCUUUGCAGCAUGCAGUGGAACCGAGCAGCGCUCUAGCUUCAUCUUGCAUAUAGAACAGGAUCGCGAGUUACGAGCUCGCCAUUUUAAUUCAUCGGGGACCCCCAGGAUCAAGGGGCUGUACCCCCACCCCAGCGGGCCUGCAGUGCCAAACCCAUCCGAUCAGAGCCAGGCGGGGGUUGCUGACAUUUGCCUGGCCACACUGCCCUCUUCUCUACAUGUCCUAGAGGUCCAGGGCUACGGAUUCUCAGCCCGGGUAUGUGUGUCCGGAUAAGGCUGCAGGUCUUUCCCUGCGGUCUUCUGGGGGCGGGGAGGGGGGAAUCUUCCUGUUGCCAAGAAGAGUGGAGUGUGCAAAUGUAAAUAAGCCUCUUCCUCCUCCUCCUUCUAUACUGGAAGAAGAUGUUGAUGAUGAUGAGGAGGAGUCCCAGGGUCCCCACGAAGACUUUCUAGCUUUGGAGGGGACACUGAGGGAGAUCUGUGCCUUGUUUUUUGCCCCUCUUCCCAUCCCACCGAUUCAUCAAUCCCCAUCCCGAGUUAAACGAAAGAAUCAACAAGCCCAGGAAAGCCAUUGAUGUUCACGUUGUAGGCAGGGAAGGGUAAAAUAUUGAGUGCACAGGGCGUGGAGGACGAGGGGAAGCAAACAGCUCUCUGCAUCCCUGCCUUGUUAUGUGAUCAUCACCGCUGUGCAGCCUUUUACAUGAAUUGAUCCGUGGAUACAAUGUUGUCAUGCUGAUGCUGCACGGAAAAGUCGAUCACAGAAGACAUUCGGCUGUAUGUAGCAGGGCAAACAGAUCCGAAUCCAAGGAUCCGAAUGUUCUCAUCUGGGAGCUGAUGCGGGAGGAUCUCACACCAAAGCCCGUCUCCUGAAGGAGGACAUAUAACUUGUGCCCCUUGCCCAGUUAUUUCUUUUUUUUUUUUUUGGCCCCCCCCUCGCAGAUUUAAAGUGUGACAUGCAGAAGAGUGGCAGCAGAUCACCGACUGCAGUAGGAUCCAGCGCGUUUCCUUUAGGAUUCAUUUGCAUCAAGGUUUGAAAGAGGCACCGUACAUACACACACAGUGGUUUGGAUUUGGCACAGGAGGUAUCGAAGCAUGGGCUGCGCUCCAAGCAUCCACAUAUCUGACAGCAGGGUGGUUUAUCACAGUGGCAAAGAGUCUGAGGAUUCCAACUCUCCACACCAGACCAACACACUGUCUCAGCAACAGCAAGGCAACUCAGUCCCUGGAUUAUUCAUUAAAUCCCCUAACACAUCCAAUUAUAAGGUGAGGGCUAAUUCCUCUAAGAAAGACAGGAGAGACAACAACCAGAGCAUGGAUGCAGAGACACACACCACCAGCAGAUCCAGUGUGAAGGCAGCUGUAACAGAAGUGCAGUUUGGUCCAAUGAGACUCCACCAAGAUCAAAUUCAGGUACUUUUAGUAUUUGCCAAAGAAGAUAGCCAGAGCAACGGAUUCUGUUGGGCAUGUGAGAAAGCAGGCUUUAAGUGUAACAUUGCCAGAACACCCGAAACCGCUUUGGAAAGCUUUUUAGAUAAACAUCAUGAAAUUAUCAUUAUCGAUCAUAGACAUUCACGAUAUUUUGAUGCAGAAGCUCUAUGCAGGUCCAUCAGAGCUACCAAACCCUCAGAAAACACCGUCAUAAUUGCUGUAGUUAGAAGGCAAAGUGACAGGGAUGAAGCAUCUAUAAUGCCUCUUAUAUCUGCUGGCUUUACCAGGAGAUAUGUAGAAAACUCCAAUAUCAUGGCAUGUUAUAAUGAACUUAUUCAGCUAGAAUUCGGAGAAGUACUUGCACAAUUUAAACUAAGGGCUUGUAAUUCACUAUUUACUACGUUAGAGAAGAGUCAAGAAGCCAUUGAAAUUACAAGUGAGGAUCACAUAAUACAGUACGUGAAUCCCGCUUUUGAAAGCAUGAUGGGUUAUCAGAAAGAUGAACUCAUUGGAAAAGAAUUAACUGAAGUGCCUAUUAAUGAAAAAAAAUCUGAUUUCUUAGAUACUAUAAACUCUUGCAUCAAAACAGGAAAGGAAUGGGAGGGUAUUUACUACGCCAAAAAUAGAAAUGGUGAUAAUAUCCAGCAAAAUGUGAAGAUAAUUCCUGUUUUUGGACAUCGGGGUAAGAUCAGACACUAUGUGUCUAUUAGCCGGCCAUAUACCGACAACAACAAGGUAGAAAAACAAUGUGAGAGAGUCCAGGCUGAAUCUCAAACAGACAUCCAGACUUGCAGACACAAGGACAGGCGGAAAGGUUCCUUAGAUGUCAGGUCAACCACAUCCAGAGGAAGUGAUGGUAGUUCACAGAGGCGGCAUUCUUCAAUGGCAAGAAUACACUCAAUGACAAUUGAAGCCCCUAUCACAAAGGUAAUAAAUAUAAUCAACGCUGCCCAAGAGAACAGUCCGAUGCCUGUAGCAGAAGCAUUAGAUCGGGUGCUGGAGAUCUUGCGAACCACAGAGUUAUACUCUCCACAGCUUGGAACAAAGGAUGAAGAUCCUCACACUAAUGAUCUUGUUGGAGGUUUGAUGACAGAUGGUUUAAGAAGAUUAUCAGGGAAUGAGUACAUCUUGUCAGCAAAACAAGUCCAUCCAAUUUCCGGACACCCUAUCUCUUCGCUGUCACUUACCGACAUCCCACCUCGGAUAGCCCAAGCGAUGGAAAAUGAAGAAGACUGGGAAUUUGACAUCUUUGAAUUAGAGGCCGCAACGCAUAAAAGGCCCUUAGUUUAUCUUGGCCUGAAAAUGUUUGCCCGAUUUGGUGUCUGCUCAUUCCUAAACUGCUCAGAAGCUACGCUGAGGUCUUGGCUCCACAUUAUUGAAUCAAACUACCAUUCGAGCAAUGCUUACCAUAAUUCCACGCAUUCCGCUGAUGUGCUGCAUGCCACGGCUUACUUCCUCUGCAAAGAAAAAGUGAAGCAAAGCUUGGAUCCCAUUGAUGAAGUAGCGGCUCUCAUCGCUGCCACUGUGCAUGAUGUGGAUCACCCUGGGAGAACCAACUCGUUCCUGUGUAAUGCUGGAAGUGAACUUGCAAUCCUGUACAAUGAUACAGCGGUGUUGGAGAGUCACCAUGCAGCUCUGGCCUUCCAGUUAACCACAAGAGAUGACAAGUGCAAUAUAUUCAAAAACAUGGAGAGGAAUGAAUACCGCACUUUGCGACAAGCAAUCAUCGACAUGGUAUUGGCAACCGAGAUGACCAAGCACUUUGAACACGUGAAUAAGUUUGUCAACAGCAUCAACAAGCCAUUGGCGGCAUUGGAAGAGAAUGGCAGCAUAGGGGAAGACGAGACGGUCAACGUGUUGACAUCCCCGGAAAACCGGAUCCUGAUUAAAAGAAUGCUUAUUAAGUGUGCAGACAUUUCCAAUCCGUGCCGAGCCUUACAGCAGUGCAUAGAAUGGGCUGGACGAAUAUCAGAGGAGUAUUUUGCGCAGACAGAUGAAGAAAAGAGGCAAGGUUUGCCCGUGGUGAUGCCAGUGUUUGAUAGAAACACGUGCAGUAUACCCAAAUCCCAGAUCUCUUUUGUUGAUUAUUUCAUAACAGACAUGUUUGAUGCGUGGGAUGCUUUUGCCGAUUUGCCCAAUUUGAUGCAACAUCUGGAUAACAACUUCAAAUAUUGGAAAUCACUAGAUGAGAAACAGCUUAAGACACUGCGGCCACCCCCGGAAUAGCAGGAGGAGACCCCAGAUCACACCAAACAGCCAACAAAGUUUGCAUUCUACGCAAGAGGCUCCAAUGCAUUUUGGUCCAUGCAUCGUUAUCACAACCUGCUUCUACAUCUUGCAGAACUUUUUAAGUAAAGGAUCAUCAGGUCAGACAUUACCUCCAGUACUCUGCAGUAAACUAUAAAGCCUUUCACCUUAACUCAAGUUAAAUUACACUGGAUUGCUGCAAUAUCAGUACUGACGGGUUCUAGAGAAACAUACCUGUUCAAUUUCUUCAUACCCAUUUGAGAACCUCGAAGAUACCCUUGGAUAUAAGUGUCUUUUCCAAAACGAUCACUCAGAAACAAAACCUCAAAACCUGCAAGUGAAGGAAAAUCCUAUUUUGUGUCUCGCAGCUUUUAAGAGAACACUCUGCUUUUUUUAAGCACUUAAAGAUGUAACAAUCAACACAUUAAAAUGCACUCUUUAUGAAGGAGUUUUUGAUUUCCGAAAAAUAGAUCCACUCUAUUUUUAAUAUCACGGAAGGGGCAAAGCAUUCACCUCUGCACACUACUGAUAGGGAGCUCUCUCUCAAGGCUAUUUAGUAGCAAUUGUAUAAAGAAAAAAAUACACAGAACAAUUUUGAACUGAAUCAUUAGCAUCUAUGAUUAAAAUAUGUUUAUUUAUUUUGUUAGAUGUUCAAUAUUUUCUAUGAAUUUAUAAAAAAAAAAAGCCAAAGCCAACUUUAGAUUAAUUAAAAUUCACACUAUUCAUAGUCAUUAAUGUUACCUUAAUUAAUGUACAGACCUUUUAUUUUCAUAAUGCAAAAUACAGAAAUCCUAUUCAAUGACACAUUUGUAUUGCACUGUAAGACUUAAGGUGGAUGUCGAAACAAGUUGCUUUUUGAUUUACAUUGAUUUGAAAAAUGUUUCUUUUUACGAGAUGGCUUCACCGAAGGUUCGACAUCAUUGAACCAGGGCGCCAAUUGGCCUGGUAACGGAAAUGUCUCGCUCGUUUUACCCUUACCAUUGUCCUUGGACCUGGAAGGAAUUGCCAAGCAAUGUGUCGGCAGGUCCGUCGGCUCUCAAAAGGAGACUUUGCAUCUUGUUAAUUUCACAGUUUUGCAGUUUGGUUUCCAUGUAAGGAACCAGCCUUAUUUUUUACAAUGUUUCUAUAACUCAUUCCACACAAAAGACAGAGGGGAGGUCAAAAUAUAUUUAAGCAUUUUGUAGCUUGUUAUUUUAUUUUAUUUUUUUGCAAGGGUAUUCCUUAAAUCCAGUUUGGAAGAGGUAUGUACCUUCACAGAUUAAAUAAAUCAUUCACAAUAAGCACCAGUAACAAUAAAAUGUAUAUUUUAAGAGUU